AUAUUUCAUAUUUUAUCGUUAUGUCACUCCUUAAGAAAAUAUACUGUUGAAGAUUUUUCUUCGUCAUAAAUUUUCAUUCACAAAGAUAUAAUAGUGACAGAUAUUAUUUCUCGAGUGUGACUUUUGCUUAGAAAAGUGAGACAGUUAUUUGAUUUUAUAUAACACAAAUGUAGAAAAACAUUGUUUCGUAUAUCUCGAAUAAAUUACAAUAUAUAAACGCGAAUGCGAACAUGUCAAGAAUCUUUAGAUAAAUAUUAUAGCACACAUUUUUACCUGGAGCCUAAUGAUCGGUGGAAAUGCUUCCUCUGUCGUCAUUCCCAAAUAAUAACUGUGUGUUUCGUUUGACAGACUUUGCAUAUACGUAUAUUUCCUACGCUCCAUACUGAAAACGUAGGUCAGAUGUUAUUUAUAGCAUUGUGUUUUAUUCUCAUACACGCUUUUGUGCUACAUUUGCUAUAGCGGUUUGUAUGUAAAUUUAUUGAGAAGCUUGGAGUUAAAGCAGUUACAUGAUGCCACCAUUUUGGAGGAAUAUAAAGCAUUUCUCCUGGUUUCAAGUAGCUCAUAAACCCUGUGGCUUUCUUAAAAUUUGGCCACUUCUCAAAAUCUGGAUUGAAAGGAUCUACUUGUGCAGUAUUAUUGAGUAACCUUGUGUCAUACGGAUAUAAGUUAGAUGAAUCUUUAGGAUCAUAUAAAAUUACCCUCUUAUAUCCAAAUACCUAGACAACAAAAGAAUACAGUAACUUAAAAUGCAAAUAUCUGUUUUUACAAAUAGAAACCUUCAGUUGUUGUUUAACUUUUUUAAGAGAUUAAUUUUUGUACCUGACACAAAAAAUUAUUUUUUGCAUCAAAGUGUAAUGGUGAAACAGUUCCAGAAGGUCCAAACCAAGCAUUUAUAUCUGGUUGUUCCACAUCCUCAUUGUCUGUAAAACUACAAUACUCGGGUACUGUAAAAUCAUCUUUUAAUUCAGGAAUCUAGAAUUGUUACCGUACAGUUAUUAUUAACGAUUUUCAUGAAAGUAUUAUUAAUUUAAUCAAAUUACAUAAAAAUACAUAAAAACCUGAUCAAAAAGGUUGUGUUGAGCUAAAUAAGCAAUGUUAUUAUGUUUUGAUAAUAUAUAAUUUUCUAAAAAUUCUGAAAAAAGAAUAAGUUGCUGAGUCCAGUUUUCAUCAUUAUAACGUGAUCCAAUUUCAAUAGGUACUGUUCGAUGUCCUGCUACUUUACUUAAAUAAUUUAUAUUUUGCCAUUGUUCUAAAGCCCUCCAAUGUUUAAUACAGCCUAGAAUUAUAAAAUACAUAUAAUAACUUAAUUUUCUAAUUUUAUGAAAUAUAAUCUUUAAUAUUUUAUGGUUAAAAAAAAUUAUAUCACCUUUUAGUAAUGCUGGAACUUUAGGCAUAAAACAUUCUUUAUAAAAUAAUUCCAUUGAAGGUUCAUUAUAUUCAGCAAUGUUAGUAAAGUCAUAAAGUGCUGUAUCAACUAAUUCUUCAAAACCAUUAACUAAUUCUUUCAAAGUUGAUGCCUCCAAUACGUCUGCUAAAAAAAUAUUGUACUAAGCAUGUACAAUAUACUGAUUUUAUAAACAAUUUAUUAUAUUAGUUACAUGUUUGUUAUAUUAUACUUACUGACACUGCAAGUAUUUAACUGUGAUGCAAUUGUAGGUAAUAAAUCAGGCAUAUCUGGUAAUGGUGACCCCAAUAAAAUGCCUUUAUCAAUUUGUUGAACAAUAUUUUUUAACAAAGUCACAUUAUUUGUGACCUUUUUCUCAUCUAUGUGAUAAUAUUGAAUUUCAAGUAGUACAGCCUGUUAAAUCCCAAUUUCAAUCUUUAAUACAAUAUUCAUCAUGUCACAAUCCUGUGUACAAAUCUACAUAUUAAAAUACCUUUAGAAUAGUACAUAAUGAAUAACAAUAUCUAUAUGCUAUUGGAACAUGAUUCCAAUAACCCGAAUUUAAUGUUUCCCAUGUUCUAUCCAAACAUGCUUCAAUUAGAAUUAGUGAACUGUUUACCCACUUUUUUGAUAAAUCUCUGUUACAAAAAAAGAAGAUAUAUAAUUAUAAAAGUAUUAACAUGUUUUGCCUCAGGUAAAAUUUUUAUAUUUGUUCUAUUGUUUACAAGAUUGCACACUAAUUUAAAGUUAAAUAAAAUUUUAUUUUGCUUUCCAAUUGAUUUUGUUAAUUUAUACAAAGACCAGCUGCAUGUAUAUUCAUUAUGUAUAUACUUUUAAAUAUAACUAAAUUUGUAAAUACAUUUAUAUUUACUUUUUGUUUUCACUGCAUGAUCUUAGCUGUGUUAUUAUUGGUAGUAAAUGUAUUUUCAUCUCAGUGGGUAAAUAAUCUUGCACGGUUCCUACUAAUUCCCAUGGAAUCAUUCUUAUAAGGAACAUAUUAUCACACAUGAUUCAAUGGAGGUAUAUUGCUAAAAGAAAAAAAAAAUAAAUAUUGUGUUAAAAUUACUUUACUCAUAUAUAAAUUGCCUUUUUAUACAUAGGUUUACUUAAUAAUGGCCAUUGUACAAUUAAAUAAUCAGCUAUGUAAUAUAAAAUUUUUCCACUUAAAGAUAAUGUUUGCACUCUGCAAAAGCUUUCAAUAAAUACUAUAGUAGUUUGUGUAAUAUAAAACACUUUAAACAGGAAUGUAAUGAUACAUAAUGGGACACAAGUGCCUGGACCAUUACAUAAAAGUAAUUGUGGACGUUCUGUCCAUAAAAGUGGUAUGGAUUCCAAUAUUGCAUAGAUUGUAGUACAAACAGAUGUAUAAUAUGACUGAUGAAUUUCUCUACUUCUACGAAUUUUUAUUAUUUUAUAAUCGUUAUUGUCUUUUUCUAAUUCCUUUACUUUCUCUACACUCAUCACAUCUGUAUCAGCGUGUACAUAUAUUCGUGGUGAAUAAUUUUUUAAGUUUAAAUGAUUAAGGAUUCUUAUCAUUUCAGCAGUGUGUCCACCAGACCCUAAUAUUAUUACUGUUUUUACACGUUUCAUGAAAGCAGCUUGUACUCGUUCUGUCUUAAAUGUAGAAAAUAUCAUAAAACAAAUCCUUGUAAGAAUUGUAAUAAAGAUAAUUAUGAAAAUAUAAAUAUAGUAUAUUAUAUACAUUUUCUUGGUAUAACCUGCAAAAAUUACAACGAAAUAUAUGAAACAUUUUAAUGAGAAAUCUACUUAAUCAAAUGCUUUUACCUGACCAAACACUUGUAGGAUAAUUAGUGUAAUAAUAAAAUAUUAAUAAUGCAAUGUGAAAAAUAAAUCUUUGUUGGUCACAUUUAUUACCAAAUCUCAAUAUUGAAGCAAAAUACAACACACUACAAAGAGGUUACAUAAAAUAUUUCUGUUUACAUUACAAGAUUUAGUAGUGCUGAUGAUAAUAUAGAUUGAAUAUUAUUCCUUAUAACGUUUUUCAAGUGAUAAGAAUAUAAUUAAACAGCAUUAUAUUUAGCAGUAUACCCUCUGCUAUGAGUUUAUCAGUUCUGUGAUGCGAACUUAUACCGUGAAGGUAGACGUCUAUACCUGAUAGUGUGAACUUCUUUGGUGGCAGAAUUGUUACGACUGAAUAUAAACAAAAAGGCGAAGGAAAGAUUUACUCUUUUUAAUGAACAAGUAAUCAAGUACAUUAAUUAUGAUUCAAAUUCCUUCAAGACAAAUAAAUGUCUUACACUGGUAAACAUUUAUUUUUAUCUGUUUAUGUUUUUUCAAGAAUUUAAAUGAUAGAACGUGAUUUUUCGUAGACUACAGAUAGAUUCUUCAUAUGUGAAGAGGGUAAAACAUUUGUAUGGAGACUACAGAAAUUUAUUAAUAUAAAACCAUUUUUGAGAUAAUAGAAUUAUUGAUAUUGAAAGAAAGAAAUUAUUAACCACAAAUUCAUAAUGACAAAAAUUAUAAAAUCAAAAUUCAAUAAACAAUUGAAACCAUAUAAGAUACCUAAGAAAAAUUUAAACCUGUUACAUAAAAAAUGUUUGUACAAUUCUAAAAAUCACAAUGGAAUCAAAAUAUUUCAAGAACAGGAUGCUUUAAAUUUAAAUAACAAAGAUCUAUUAAAUAAUAUGAAAACAAAGAAAAAGAACAAAAUAUUCUUAAAAAAGCCGAAUGUUUGUGACACAGAAUUAAAUACACAAACUCAUGAAAUACAUGACGCAUCCAACAUAUCUGAUGCUAGUUAUAAUAAAAAUCUAGACAACUUUUCAUCAUCUAUGGAUUACACGACUAUCUCAUGUUGUAAUUCUAAAUUAGGUAAUAGCAAUUCAUAUACCGAUUCUUCAACCUGUAAAGAUCUGUUAGAAUGUCAAAAAGAACACAUUUAUCAUAGAAUUAAACAACUUUCAAGACAAAGGCAUAUAACAAAUUUAAAAAAGAACCAAAAAAAUAAAUUUCCAAGAAAUCAAAGAGACAUAGUACAAACAAAAUCAGAAGAUGCGGUACUUGAGUAUUCUCAAAAAGAAAAGAAUAAUGCAGCAACUUCAUAUAACUAUUUACUUAGAAAAAAUUCAACAGAAAGAAAGCAGAAAGUAGAACUGCAUAAUUUAGAGACCAAUGUUCAAUUAAAUGUCCAACACUUUAACAUUUUAAAACCAAGAACAACUGAAAAUAAGACAUUGACAAUACCAAGAAAAAAAAGAAAACAAAGUUCAGCACAGUGUAAUUUAGAACUUACAUGUGAUAGGAAUGAUCGUAAAGAAGAAAAUAAAAUUAUUGUUCCUAAUUUCCAUAAAGAAAAUUUCACAUAUGAUGCAAGAUCUAAGAAAAAAUGUUUUCUGAAUUCUAUAGACAAUAGUGUGAAAACAAGAUCAAUGACGAGAAGAGAGAAUAAAGAAUUACAAAAGAAUGUAAGUCUUGUUUCUUCAACAAUAGAUAUUCCAACAGCAGAAUUUAUCUGCAUGAAGAAACAAAUUUCACAGAAACAUCAGGAAAAUAUAUCUGCAUUCUCUUUUAAAAAUGGACAAAAGGAAGAACUAUUAAAUGAAAAUAAUGAAACACAUGUAAUUGAAGUUGAAGAAGAAACUAUAUUUCAACGUAACUUGGAAAUGACAACACAUUUUCAUAGUAAAUCUAAUACAGGUUCAUGUAAUUUACGUAACAAUAGUUUUUCUAAUAAUAAAGUACUGGAGAAUAAUGAAAAUCAGUCAUUAUUAAGUGUACAGCAGCAUGUCAAGAAAAAAAACCAAUAUGAAAUUAAUAAAUCUAUUAAAAUUGGAAAAUCUGGGACAAAUGUUCAUAGCAGAAUAGAAAAAAAAGAAAUAAUAAAAUCAGAGUGCCAUAUUCAAUUAGAAAAAGAAAGACAGGAACACUAUGGUCCUUUAAAAAAAUGUGAACGUAAUGCUAUUGAAACAUUGAAAAAAACAUAUAUCACAAAAACAUUAGAAAGCAGAAAUCCCGAGGAUUCCUUUAAAACCGCCACACAAACAAAUAGAAAUAAUGUUAAAAUAAGUGAAAAUUUUGUACUUGAUAAGAAAUUAUCAAUACCAUUAAUUAAGUUAGAAGAUCUUACUUUAUCUGAAUUAUCUCACCAACUAUAUAUUAAUUAUUAUACCAAAAAUAAGACAAAUAAUUCAAUCGACAAUGAAGCACAGUACACAGUAAGAAAUAUUGGUAAAACAAAGUGUUCUGUUCACAAACAAUAUAAAGUUACUAAAAUAAGAAGGAAUACUAAAUUGAAUCAAAUAUGUAAAAGUAUAAAAAAAUGUAAAAAUCAAAAUGCAGAUGACUUAUAUGGAAGUAAAGGAAAAGGUGACUGUGUAGGUCAGAAAGUUAAUACAGAAUUAACUACUUUUGUUUCAACAAAUCAAUUUAGUACAAAAGGAUCAAGAAAAAAAGAAAAAGGAAGAAGAGUUUCCAGGAAUAAUAUUUCAAGUUCAUCCACUGUAGAAGAAUAUUUUACAACUGAAGCAGCAUGUGAGCAACUAAGUGAGGAUCAAUAUAAAUUAAAUAUGAGUCUUGAGGAAGCAAGUAAUUCUCAGAAUCAAAUUUUGGGUGAAAGUAGUGAUUAUUUUAAUGAAAGUAUGAACAAUAAAAUGGAUACAGAUAUUAAAAAUCCAGAAUACAAAACAAAUAAAUGUGAAAUAUCCAAGAAUGAUAAAAGUAAUGAAGCAGAAACAUUACAAAAUAAUAAGUCCGAACUACAAACCAAUCAAUUAUUGCAGAAUAUUUGUAAUUUCUUUUUAGAAAAUAAGAAAAAGGAAAUUAACAGCAAAACAAUAACGAAAUCAGAAAUUAAUUAUUUAAAAAAGGAAAAGGGUAAAAUACGAAAACGUGUAGCAGUUUGUAUCAAAUGUAAACAAGUUCUUAAUCUCUUACAACAAUUUUCGGAUAAAACAAAUUUUAUGAAAGAUGAAAAAUUACAAAUUGAAUGUACACUUUGCAAUGUACAUAUAAGUUCUCUAUCACAUUUUCAAAACCAUUUAAUGAUGGUACAUUUACAAUGUGAAGGAAAGGUAUUGAGCUCGGAGAAUCAAUUUGUAGUUGAUGUUAUUGACUUAAAUGUCAUACCAUCCAAGAAGAAGGAAAAUGUAAACAAAUUUAUUUUCGAAUGCUGUUGUUGUUUAAAAUUAUAUAAAAAUCUAUGUCAUUUUAAAGACCAUAUUAAAAAAUCACAUUCUAAUUUUAAUUAUUCCACAAAUAAAACAGAGAAAUAUAAGAAGAAACAAGUAACUGAAACUUUAGAAGCAGAUACAGUAAACAAAAAUCUUAUUCCUGAUCUGAUAAAUAAUACAGCAGAAGUUUGUAAUGAAAUAGAUAAUAAUCAUAUAGAAGAACACUGUAUUAAUAAAAAUAAUAUAAAUGUGCCAGAUAGUAGUAAUUUAAUUGUAAAUGCAGGAAAAGAGCAGAAGGAAAUAAAUGAGACAGAUAUCUCAAUGAAUGACAUUUCAUCUAUUACAAAAUCACCAUAUUCAGAUUCUACUAACGAUCAAAAUAAUCAGAAGCAUAAGGAACCAGAUAUAUUUUCUAAAGCGCAUUCAUAUUAUUGUCACAUUUGUAAAAAAAGGUAUAAGAGAAAACAUGCAUUUAUUUCACACAUGUCAAAACAUGCAGAAGAUUCUAAUAAUUGUAUUGAAAAUGUGAAGGAAAUACAAGAAAUUUUACAUGACAAUAAUGAAAAUAAAGUCAAAAAUACUGAACAUUUACCAAAAACAUGUACAAACAAUUCAGAUAAUUAUUCUGACAGUUAUAAUGGUAAUGAUAUGUCAAAUUCUAUUGUCAAGGAAAAUAAGUUAGAAGAAAGAAUAUGUAAUAUUACAACACAAAAAUCAAAUGUUGAACAAAUUGAUAAUACCAAAAAUGAUAAUAUUGAAUGUAUUAAAGAGAAAGUGUCAGAAAAGGAAACUGCAUUUAAUUAUAAUUACUUAUUACGUGUUAAUUGUACAGAAAAAUUGAAAAGUGGUGUAAAGAAACAAAAAUAUAUUCAGGGUAAUGUAAACAUUUCAAAAAAGUUAAAGAUGGAAAAUACUAAACAACAAGUUGUAAACAAUGAAAUGGAAGAUAAAUUAUUAAUAAGUUAUACAAAAGAACGUAAUUUUACGUUUAAUACAGAUACAGAAGAAGUUAAAUCAUAUACACAAAAGGAGAUAAGAUGUAAUAUAUGUAAUAAUAAAUUUAAUUCCCAAAGAAUGUUAAAAGAGCAUAUGUUCUUUUUACAUGAUUCUAUUUUGGAAGAUGAAGAAGUAUCGAAUUUGCUUCUGCCAUAUCUUAAUAAUCACAACAUGGAAAAAAACGUAUCUACACAACAUGAUGCCAAUUUUGAAGACAAACGCGACGUUUCCGAAGAAGAAAUGUCAGAAAUAUUUAUGGAAAAAGGAAAUAAAAUGUACGAAACCAUAAUUUGCAAAAUGUUUAGUAAGUGCAGUAUAGAUAAAAAAAAUAAAAAAUGGCGUUGCGACCUAUGCAAGGAAAACUUUGCGUUAAUUAGAAACUAUUUACGUCACAAAUAUUAUAUCCAUAACGACACAUCUGUUGUUCAUGUCUGUGAUAAUUGUAAUAAAGUUCUCACUUCUGUUGCAAUGGUAAACAUUCAUAUUUGUUCUAAUGUGACGUCUUGGAAUUGUAUAAGAUGUAAUCUAAGUUUUGAUAAUGGUAUAUCCUUAAUGCAACAUAAUAUAAAUUACCACUUUGAAAUUGCAGGACCACAUAUAUGUAACGUGUGUUCAUUAGAGUUUCUUACAGUGCAUAUGUUAGAGAAACAUCAAUCUGUACACUCUACAGUUAAUGUUAAUACUAAUGUAAAUAACUUUAUAGAUACAUCAAUAUGUAUACAAAAUGAUUUACCCUAUGAUUCAGAUAAUUGGGAAAUUUGUGGUACUGAAUAUGAGGAAAGAAACGAUCAUACGAUGAACAAAAGAAUUAUUCCUUGCAUAAAUCAGAAUGUGAAAGAUUUGAAUAACUUGACAACUGCAAGUGAUACAUCUUUAAAUGAAUAUACGAAUUCAAAUAUAUCUUUGGAGUCUAAUGUAGAAGAAACGUUUAAAUGUAAACUUUGCAAUGUAGUAUUCCUUACAAAGAAACAACUGAGAUUUCAUUUCGAGAAAUGGCAUAAUCUUAAUGCAGAAAUAUGUGAACUUUGUAAUCGCCUUUACAUCGCAGACGAAUUAACAAACCAUAUAAUAAAUGUACAUAUUGUUCUGAGUGAUUUCAAUUUAAGAGAAAGUAAUAUUCAUUUACAAUUGAAAUAUAAUAAUGUAGAAAAUUUUCAGCAUAAUCUAGUGAAGCUUAUGGGACUGAAACGUCUUAUUACUCUUUACGAGUAUCAAAGAUUUGAUAUUGUUCCAAAAGAGAAGUAUUUUAACUGUGUAUUGUGUUUGACGAAAUUUUUGAAUAUACAGUCUUACAGAAUACAUUAUCUAAGGUUUCAUGAUACAAUAUGUCUGCUAUGUAAUACCGAAUUUAAAAACCAUUAUCAAGCAUUUGAACAUAAAAUCAAAUUUCAUGUAUCAAUUGAUUCAUAUCUUUGGGUAAUAAAAAAAAUAACUACAACUAUUUUACAGUCUAAUGAACAUGAAAGUACUUUGGAAGAUAUUAUCCUACAAUGUAGUGAAACAAGAAUAUAUGACAAUGAAAGAUGUACACCUGAUUUGUUUUCUUUAAACAAUAAUAAAUUUAACAUAUUAGAUGAUAAGGAAUUCUUGCAUACAUCGGAAAGCAAUGCGAAUUCUAUGUAAUUAUCUGGAAAUGUUACCAUUGCUACAACAAAUACUCUAAACCAGUAUAUUCAUAAGUACGGAGCUUUAUUUAAAUAAUUAAAAAAAUAAGGAAUACAAUAUUCUCUGUGUCAUUUUAAUCAAAGUAAAAUAUCUAUAAUUUUGUGUUACUAUUUAUUGUGAGUACUUUGAUUUCUUUGUGGAAACUUAGUACAUAGGAAAAGCCUUAGAUAACUGAUUAAAUAACAGGACAAUGUAAAAGUUUAAAAAUUUAUAAGCGGUUUGAUAUCAAAAUUUUUCAUGUACCUAGGAUUCUGAUUUUUGAAUUUACUGUUUUGCAUGUUAUAUUUAAAAGUAAGAUUUGUUCUCAAAUUGUAAU
Molecule: messenger RNA, 9490 nt
Organism: Nomia melanderi (Alkali bee)
Lineage: Eukaryota; Metazoa; Arthropoda; Insecta; Hymenoptera; Halictidae
Source: RefSeq, a predicted model, not a curated record